Messenger RNA from Pocillopora verrucosa, 2083 nucleotides. RefSeq names its product cytosolic non-specific dipeptidase. The record is from RefSeq and is a predicted model, not a curated record. Gene Ontology annotation, molecular function: metallodipeptidase activity. Lineage: Eukaryota; Metazoa; Cnidaria; Anthozoa; Scleractinia; Pocilloporidae. Gene Ontology annotation, biological process: proteolysis.
ACACUCUACUCCCUAGGCAAGAAUUUCGUGCUACCCACGUUUUCCUGUUUUGGCUUGAUUGACCUAAGACUUCUACUUUAAAUUUCUCUUUGAAUAAUACGAGAUGGCGGGGCGUUCUCCAAACCUUAAGGCAAUUUUCAAUUACGUCGACGAGCAUCAGGAUCUUUAUGUGCAAAGGCUCAGUGAUGCUGUUGCAAUUCAAAGUGUCUCAGGAUGGACAUAUCCUCCAUACAGAGAUAAUAUUGUCAGGAUGAUCAACCAAGUGAAAGACGAACUGAUAAGUCUUGGAGGUGAGGUUGAGUUAGCGGACCUCGGCAUGCAGCAUGGUGCCAACAUUCCAUUGCCACCAGUACUAUUGGGAAAACUUGGAAAGGAUCCUGCCAAGAAAACACUCUGUGUUUAUGGGCAUCUUGAUGUUCAACCAGCAAAAUUGGAAGAUGGAUGGGACACAGAUCCUUUUACCCUGACAGAAAUUGAUGGGAAGCUUUAUGGUCGUGGAUCCACUGAUGAUAAGGGUCCAGUGCUUGCAUGGCUGAAUGCUAUUGAAGCAUACCAGAAGACUGGUAAUGAGUUGCCAAUCAAUUUAAGGUUUGUGUUUGAAGGAAUGGAAGAAUCAGGCAGUGAAGGUCUGGAUAAGCUGAUCCACAGCAAGAAGGACACCUUCUUCAAGCCUGUUGAUUAUGUUUGUAUCUCUGACAACUACUGGUUGGGAAAAAGGAAGCCAUGUAUCACUUAUGGAUUGAGAGGUAUCUGUUACUUUUUUGUGGAGGUUAGUUGUGCAUCAAAAGAUCUGCAUUCUGGAGUCUUUGGUGGAACAGUACACGAGGCAAUGACGGAUCUGAUUUAUCUCCUGAACAACUUGGUGGACCUUAAGGGGAACAUCUUGAUUCCUGGGAUCAACGACAAAGUCUUGCCCUUAACUGACGAUGAAAGAGCAACUUAUACAGAUAUUGACUUUGACAAGGAGGAGUAUCGUCAGGACCUUGGUCAUAAAAAACUUAUUCAUAACUCUAAGGAGGAAGUGCUGAUGCGUCGUUGGCGUUACCCUUCCCUGUCUAUUCACGGCAUCGAAGGAGCCUUUUACGAGCCUGGCUCAAAGACAGUUAUUCCCAGAAAGGUGAUUGGCAAGUUCUCCAUCCGUUUGGUGCCUGAUAUGACGCCAGAAGAGGUGGACGAGACUGUGUGCAACUACAUCAAGAAACUUCAUGAGCAAAGAGGAAGUCCAAACCCACUGUCUGUGAGCAUGGGACACGGAGGGCGGCCAUGGGUGAGUGACUUCAACCACGGGAACUACCAGGCGGCAAAGAAGGCUCUUAUGACAGUAUUUGGUUCUGAGCCCGACAUGACCCGUGAAGGUGGAAGCAUCCCGGUGACCCUAACCCUGCAGGAAGCCACUGGAAAGAAUGUGAUGCUGCUGCCACUUGGAGCGUGUGAUGAUGGCGCGCACUCACAGAAUGAAAAGAUGGAUCGAAAGAACUACAUUGAAGGAACCAAGGUUUUGGCCGCCUACAUGGAGGAAGUGGCAAAAAUAGAAUGAGAUGCCAAUCCCGUUGCUAAUGGAAUACUUUGAAGUAGCUCAAGAUGAUUGCUAAAAAGAUUCAGAAGCGUGUGAAAUUUUCCGUCGGUAACAUAGAUUUUCCCCCUUCCCCUUUGAUUGGGCGAUAAACUGCACCAAAAAAAAGUUAAAAGUAAAAAUUUUUUUAAAUUUCCAACAGUAACGUAAAGAAUCGCUCUUCUGAGAAACGACCCGUGGACUAUAUCUAUCAGUAUCUGAACAACUGCGCACCUACCCCUCCCCUAACCCAACAUUAACCCUAACUUGUUAUCAGUUGACUAUUGUUGAGGUUAGGAGAGGGUAGGUGCGCUUUUGCUUAAAUACUGACGUUGAUCCCGAAAUUGCUUUGACGAUGCGUUGUGCUGACGCAUAGCUUGGCUUUAAUUUAUAUGAGUAAGCAUUGAAUAGAUACGAACACUUCUGUUUAACGCACUAAAAUCAUAAUGUAACAAUAAAACAUACACUGUGGCAAAAAUGAAUGAAGAUUAAAGAGAAGAAAAGUGGCACUUAAACAAUUGUCUCUCAGAA